Molecule: messenger RNA, 2776 nt
Organism: Dromiciops gliroides (monito del monte)
Lineage: Eukaryota; Metazoa; Chordata; Mammalia; Microbiotheria; Microbiotheriidae
Gene: SDAD1
Product: SDA1 domain containing 1
Exons: 22
Coding region: 126-2201 (691 amino acids)
Biological process (GO): ribosomal large subunit export from nucleus; ribosomal large subunit biogenesis
Cellular component (GO): nucleolus
Source: RefSeq, a predicted model, not a curated record
ACGUGCUUUUUCCGGGCCGGAGCUGACGGUGGCAAGGGUUGCCGGAAGUGAAGCUUCGGGUCCGGCUCAGUGAAGAGCCGGUUUCGGUCCGAGAACGAGGAGGACGGAUCUCACCGGCCGCCGCCAUGUCCGGAAGAAACAACAACAAGCUGCCCAGCAAUCUGCCGCAGCUGCAGAACCUGAUCAAGCGGGACCCCUCAGCCUACGUGGAGGAGUUUAUGCAGCAGUAUAAUCACUACAAGUCCAAUGUGGAGAUUUUCAAAUUACAACCAAAUAAACCCAGCAAAGAACUGGCUGAAUUAGUGAUGUUCUUGGCCCAGGUCGGCCACUGUUAUCCAGAGCAUCUGGUUAACUUCCCCCAACAGCUGAAGGAACUUCUUUCUUACAACCACACGGUCUUGGAUGCAGGUCUUCGAAUGACGUUUUGCAAAGCUUUGAUGCUGCUCAGGAACAGGAAUCUCAUCAACCCAACCAGUUUAUUGGAGCUGUUCUUUGAGCUUCUGCGUUGCCAUGACAAGCUUCUGCGAAAGACUUUGUAUGUUCACAUUGUGACUGAUAUCAAGAACAUCAAUGCCAAACACAAAAACAAUAAAGUGAAUGUGGCACUGCAGAACUUCAUGUAUACCAUGUUAAGAGACAGCAACGCCACGGCUGCCAAGAUCUCUCUGGACGUGAUGAUUGAGCUGUACAAGAGAAAUAUCUGGAAUGACACCAAAACUGUCAAUGUGAUCACAACUGCAUGCUUUUCUAAAGUCACCAAGAUACUAGUUGCUGGUUUAAAAUUCUUCCUUGGCAAAGAUGAAGAUGAGAAACAAGACAGUGAUUCAGAAUCUGAGGAUGAUGGGCCCACAGCAAGAGACCUGGUUGUUAAAUAUAACACAGGAAAGAAAACCUCCAAAAACAAAAAGAAGUUGGAAAAGGCCAUGAAAGUCUUGAGGAAACAAAAGAAGAAGAAGAAGCCAGAGGUGUUUAAUUUCUCAGCCAUUCAUCUGAUUCAUGAUCCCCAAGAUUUUGCAGAGAAACUUCUGAAGCAGCUGGAGAAUUCUAAAGAGAGAUUUGAAGUCAAGAUGAUGCUCAUGGACCUUAUCUCCAGAUUAGUGGGAAUUCAUGAGCUCUUUCUUUUUAACUUCUAUCCCUUUAUACAACGGUUCCUCCAACCCCAUCAGAGAGAGGUGACAAAGAUUCUUCUCUUUGCUGCCCAAGCAGCCCAUCACCUGGUACCCCCCGAGAUUAUUGAGUCCUUGCUAAUGACUGUGGCCAACAACUUUGUCACUGACAAGAACUCCGGGGAAGUGAUGACUGUUGGAAUCAAUGCUAUAAAAGAGAUAACGGCUCGAUGCCCUCUGGCCAUGACUGAAGAUCUCCUCCAAGAUCUGGCCCAAUACAAAUCCCAUAAAGACAAGAAUGUGAUGAUGUCUGCUAGAACCUUGAUUCAGCUCUUCCGAACCCUCAAUCCACAGAUGUUACAGAAGAAAUUCCGAGGCAAACCCACAGAGGCUUCCGUAGAAGCCAGAAUUCAAGAAUAUGGUGAAUUAGAUGCUAAAGAUUACAUUCCAGGGGCAGAAGUUCUUGAGGUUGAGAAAAAGGAAGCAGAUGAAGAGGAUGAUGAUGAUGGGUGGGAAAGCGCCAGCCUCAGCGAAGAGGAGGAUGACGACGAAGAUGGCGAGUGGAUCCAGGUGCACCACUCCUCCGACGAAGAGCAGCAGGAAAUAGCUGAGAAGCUAAAGAAUGUGCCAGUGGAGGAGCGAAAGGCCAAGGCAGCUGCAGUAAGCACCAGCAGGGUUCUAACCCAAGAAGACUUUAAGAAAAUCCGCCUGGCCCAGCUGAGGAAAGAAAUGGAUGCCGCCCCGGGGAAAGCCCAGAAGAGGAAGAAUUUUGAAAUAGACAGCGAUGAGGAAGAGAGGGGAGAGCUGCUGUCCUUGAGGGACAUUGAACAUCUCCAUAAAAAACCCAAGUCUGACAAAGAGACGAGGCUGGCGACUGCCAUGGCCGGGAAGACAGACAGGAAAGAAUUUGUAAAGAAGAAAACCAAACUGAACCCCUUUGCCAGUUCUACAAAUAAGGAAAAGAAAAAACAGAAGAAUUUUAUGAUGAUGCGGUACAGCCAUAACAUCCGAUCUAAAACCAAACGUUCCUUCAGAGAAAAACAGCUGGCUCUACGGGACGCACUUUUGAAAAAGAGGAAAAAGCUAAUGAAGUAACCUUCACAUGGGGCUGACACGGGCCAUCUUGGCAGUGUUGCUUUGAAAUUGCAAGGGGCUCUUGUUGACAUUGGAAAGGAUGGGAGCUCUAUGUUGGAAGGUGCCAACUCAGAACCUCACAGCUGGAAGAGACCUCCAGUCAUCUGCCCAGCCCAAAUCCUACGCAGCGGGAAUCCCCAGCCUCACAUCCAUCCUGAGAACUGGUCACUCUGGUGCUUAAUGGUCACCUUGGAGAGGAUGCCCUCAUUGACUGCACAAAAUGUCAUAUUUGUUCAGAGUACUUUUAUUUUGGAGAUGGAACAUUGCCAACAUCUGUAAAAAUUUAUAGAAAAGAAAUAAAUUAUUUGUCCAGUGGACAUCUAUUUCAUUGGUCAGCCCAGGAUAGCAUGGUGCAGAUGUAAGCCCUGUCUUGAAAAACGACCUUGUGUUUGCCCGAUGAGUCUGCUGACUGACCUACACACACUUGGGAGCACUACUAUAAUUCAUGCCAAAGGGUUAAAUAUUUUUUUAAUGUGCAUAAGGAAAUAAUUGGUGAAAAUCUUGCUUUUUAAAAAAAUAAACCAAAUUGUACGUAA